AGAGCCGCGGUCACGCGCCCGCCCGAAGGCUCCUGUCGGGACAGGGCGCCGCCCAGUGUCGGCCCCCGCAGAGGUCGCGGCCCCCGCCUGUCCUGGCGCCGCCAUGGAGCGCAUCGAGGGGGCGUCCGUGGGCCGCUGCGCCGCCUCACCCUACCUGCGGCCGCUCACGCUGCAUUACCGCCAGAAUGGUGCCCGGAAGUCCUGGGACUUCAUGAAGACGCAUGACAGCGUGACCGUUCUCUUAUUCAACUCUUCUCGGCGGAGCCUGGUGUUGGUGAAGCAGUUCCGGCCAGCUGUGUAUGCGGGUGAGGUGGAGCGCCACUUCCCAGGGUCCCUAGCAGCUGUAGACCAGGACGGGCCUCGGGAGCUACAGCCAGCCCUGCCUGGCUCAGCUGGGGUGACAGUUGAGCUGUGUGCCGGCCUCGUGGACCAGCCUGGGCUCUCGCUGGAGGAAGUGGCUUGCAAGGAGGCUUGGGAGGAGUGUGGCUACCACUUGGCCCCCUCUGAUCUGCGCCGGGUCGCCACAUACUGGUACACUGCGAUGGGCUCCUGACCCCAGCUGAGGUCUUGGGGAAGGAGGAGGGUGUCACAGAGACCCCCACCCCCACCAGCUGAGCACCAGCCUCCACAGCCUCCUCCAGAGGCCAGGGCCCGCUCCACUGGGAGAAGCACCGGAAGUCUCUGCACCUGUCAGCCUGGCACAUGGGCCACUCAGGGUUGAGCCUGGGGCCCUCCCACCUCAGCAGCCUCAAGGACUUCACCUGGGCACGUUCCUGGCUAGGUGGGUGGACUCCCAAGUUAAAGGCAGCAUUUCCACGCUGGGCCAGGCAUGGUGGCUCACGCCUGUAAUCCCAGCACUUUGGGAGGCCGAGGCAGGCGGAUCACCUGAGGUUAGGAGUUCGAGACCAGCCUGACCACAUGGAGAAACCCCGCGUCUGCUAAAAGUACAAAAUUAGCCAGGCGUGGUGGCAGGAGCCUAUAAUUCCAGCUACUCGGGAGGCUGAGGCAGGAGAAUCACUUGAACCCAGGAGGCGGAGGUUGUGGUGAGCCGAGAUUGCGCCAUUAUACUCCAGCCUGGGCAACAAGAGCGAAACUCUGUCUCAACAAAACAGAAUUUCCACGCUGAAGGGUGGACUUGGAUGUGAAGGAUGGGCCUUGGUUUUCUGCAGGUGUCUACCCCGUGGCGGGCCAUGCCCACUGUGCCCCCAGCUCCCCGGCCCAUAGUACUGAGCACAGCUGGGAGGCAUGGGAGAGGCUGGAGUCCCCUUGGUCCCCCUGGAGGAGGUGGGCCCGGGCAGAGUCCUGGCAGAGGGACCACAUGGCACAGGCUCUCAGGGCAAGUGGUCAAGCAGCCCUGGCCGCGGUGGUUCUACCGGCACAGCCUCUGGGCCACAGCCUGAUUGUGAGGGUGCUGGGGAGCCAAGGAGGGCUCUGGGAAGUAGGCAUCCUGCUUAGACUUGCAUUGUGAAGAGCAGGCCGUGGCUUCAGGGACGCAGGGCUGGAGAUGCGGCUGACUAGGGGGCAGGGUGUCUGUCUCUGAGGGCCCGAUGGGGGGCUGGACUGACAGCCAAGUUCACCCCCCUGUGGCAGGGCCCGUGGCUCCCUGUCUGUGACUCUGGAGGUGAGCCAGGCCUCUUACCUGCCGCUGCAAGGACGAGGCCCAGGGAGGCAGUCAGCUUGGGGCCUGAUGGAGUGAAGUUGGAACGUGCCGUGGGGUGGGGGAGGCGUUGCCCAGCCUGGCUGGCAGAUUCCUCUCAGCCCGGGCCAAGGGCCGGGCCUGUCUCCUUCACAAGCCGGCGGAAACCGGGGCUGGAAACCCCAGACCCGCCACUUCCCUCAGAGGCGCAGCCGUGGCCGCCGCCGGAAAUGGGCUAUCAGGAAGGGGUCUGCGGGAGGUGAGGGGCUAGAGGGCAAGGAAGCAGCUUGGUAAGGUCGGUCUGGGGUGGGUCCCCCCCUGGAGGUGGGGAGGCCUUGGGGGUGGGGCAUGGAAGCCCCCAAUUCUGUUCCCUGCCCCUGCAUGUUGGGCACAUCUCAGAGGGUGGCCUCUACCCUGCAGGCCUCCGGCUGGCCUUGGUUCAUGGCACCCGACAGCCCCUCCUGUGGCGAGCCAGGGCUCCCCCACCCCCUGGUCAUCUUCCCAGAUGCCCCUCAGUCCCGUUUCUCCCCAGAUCCACACGUGGACUUCCCCCUCCUGUUCCAGAAUGCAGCCCAGCCCCUCUGCCAUCCUGUCCUCCCAGCCCGUGGUCUCCUCCGCACACGCCAGUCUAGGCUCCUUCCCUUGGUGCCUGACCCCUCCUGGCUGCCAGCAGCCCCCUUCUGGCCACUGCCCACUGAGGGAGGGGGCUCCCUCUCACCCCUCCCCAGCCUGGGCCACUGGGCCUGAUACUGAGGACCUCGCUGCCACUGCACCCCACUCUGCCAUGCUACGGGCCGGGUGGGGGGGGGGUGGUCAGUGCAUGCUGUCCCUAGUCUGAAACUUGUGUCCUGUGGGUGCCUGGUGGGGAACCCUCGCGGGAAGGCCUGGUGGGGAACCCUCGUGGGAAGGCCGUGCCGGGCCUGCUGGGUUUGUCUCUGCUUCCCAGCCAGCCUGUGUCCCGGGGUAUGGGCUGGGGUCUGGCAUGGGGCUCUGCAGCCGGCCACAGACUGAGGGGCUCCAAACAACACUGGGAACAGCCUCAGGGUAUCUGUGGUUGGGGGCUGCAGACGGGGGUGGGGUCUUCUGCUCGGCCUUGACAGGUUGCAGGCAGGUUGUCAGCCGGAUCUGCAAUCUCAUGGGGGCUUGGGGUCUCCCUGGCUCAUGUGGUUAUGGCAGAAUUCAGCUCCUGGUGGCUGGGGACUAGGUCCCACCUCCCUGCUGACUGUUGGCCCCUCCCAGCAUGGCGGUUGCUUCCCCUUCAGGGCCAGCAGGACGGGUCUGAAUUUCUUCCUUUCUGGCGUUGAAACACCCUCCGGAGGGCUUCCUGAUCGGGCCAUGCCCGCCUAGGAUGCUCUCCCUUUUGAUGAGCUCAAGUCACUGGUUAGGGUCCUUAAUCACAUCUACAACACCCACCCCACCU
Molecule: messenger RNA, 3056 nt
Organism: Pongo pygmaeus (Bornean orangutan)
Lineage: Eukaryota; Metazoa; Chordata; Mammalia; Primates; Hominidae
Gene: NUDT14
Product: nudix hydrolase 14
Exons: 5
Coding region: 104-553 (149 amino acids)
Biological process (GO): nucleoside phosphate metabolic process; ribose phosphate metabolic process
Molecular function (GO): metal ion binding; UDP-sugar diphosphatase activity
Source: RefSeq, a predicted model, not a curated record